Messenger RNA from Globicephala melas (long-finned pilot whale), 3747 nucleotides. It is a transcript of the gene ZNF354A, whose product is annotated as zinc finger protein 354A. Lineage: Eukaryota; Metazoa; Chordata; Mammalia; Artiodactyla; Delphinidae. The record is from RefSeq and is a predicted model, not a curated record. Gene Ontology annotation, biological process: regulation of DNA-templated transcription.
GGGUAGGCAGGAUGUGGGAGGGAGGACCGGGCUUCGGGAGGAUGCGUCGCCGGGGCAUGGGGCACAGGCCCAAGAGACGCGAGCCGGGCCUUUGUGGGGGCCGGCGGGCCGAGAGCCGGGCACCCCUGGCUCUGUCCGCCUGUCGCCCCCAGCCGUCCCACUGACGUGCCCCUGAACGAGACAGGUCGGGCACUUCGUCCCCAUUGGCUGGACCCAGCCACCCUCCUGCUUCUUCCCGACCAGUUCCCAGCGCGCUACCUGCCCAGCGCCUGCGGGCAUUUGAAUUUGUUUCGGGCCGGCAGUGAACGUGAGAAAAUUAUUUCCUCCCUUUAUCAUCACCCCUGCACUCCCGAGUGACAGGCUUGUUUUGCGCGAGAAGUGAGUCGCCGGCUUCUCCCAGUGGCAGAGCCAGGACUGGACCCAGGUCUUUGGUUUUCUGUGCCCUUUCCUCAAGACAGCAGCCCUCUCCCCGCCAUAGGAGAGCUGAUGUUUUCCCUUUCCGAAACAGCUUUCUCUAGAAAUCUGGAAAUUGUUUACUUGACAGGAGGGGGAGGAAUUGGGUGGGAAGGCUUGAGGUGGAGAAAAGUUGUCACAUGCACGCAGGGAAGUUAGAGAAGGUGCUCUGGAGCCUGCGGUGCUUGGAAUCCUGGUGCCACCCUCCCUGGCUGUGUGGACUGGGGCAAGUUGCUCCCACUCUGCCCUCAGUUUCCUGAUCUAUAAAAUGGGGUGCUGACAGUGCCAACUGUGCUGUGGGACUCGAUGAUGUAUUGAUAGGUAGUGCCUGGCACGCGGUGAGGCUCAGGGAGUUGCUGCUACUGCUGAUGGAGUCCUAGGACCUUUUCCUCUGAGCCAGGGAAAGAGCUGGGCCUGGACCAGGAUGACCCAGCCCUUCUCUCUGGUCCUGUCUACCCCUCGUUCCUUCUGACUUCCUUCUCUGAGGGCACUUGGCAUCAUUUUCAAGUGAUAUAAAGGUUUCAGAGCUGCUGAUUCUGAGGGGUGGAAAGCAGAAGGGGCUUCCUCCUGGCUCCCUUUUUCUUCUCUCAGAUCUGGCUUCUGGAGACUUCUCCCAUCCUAAGGGGAAACUGCCCAGAAAGAGGACAUGGCUACUGAACAGAGGGAAGCAAGGUCUCAGCUGUCAGUGACGUUUGAAGAUGUGGCUGUGCUCUUUACGCGGGAUGAGUGGAGAAAGCUGGCUCCUUCACAGAGAAACUUGUACCAAGAUGUGAUGCUGGAGAACUAUAGUAACCUUGUCUCAUUGGGACUCCCAUUUUCCAAACCCGAGGUGAUCUCCCUGUUGCAGCAAGGAGAAGAUCCCUGGAAGGUAGUGAAAGAAAGCCCUGGAGGCUCCUCUCUAGGAUGGAAGAACAGUUAUAAAACCACAAAGUCAACUCAAACACAAGGUUCUUCAUUUCAGGAGAUGAUAAUGAAAAGAUCCAAAAGGAAUGGACCCUGGGACUUCAAAUCAGAAAAACCUUGCAAAUAUGAAGACAGAUUAGAGAAAAAGCAGAGAAAAACCCAAAGUGUUCAGAUAGUUUCAGUCACUCACAAAAAAAUCUUCACUGUAGAAAGAAAACAUAAAAAUACUGAAUUUGGCCAAAACUUCAGCCUAAAGUCAGUCCUUGUUAGGCAACAGAUGGUUCCCAGAGAAAAAACCCCACCAAAAUGUGAAAUACAAGGAAACAGCUUCAAACAGAAUUCCAAUUUACUUAAUCAACAAAAAAUCAACAUAGCCGGGAAACGUUAUAAAUGUAGUAUGUGUGAGAAAACCUUCAUUAAUACUUCAUCCCUUCGUAAACAUGAGAAAAACCAUAGUGGAGAGAAAUUAUUUAAAUGUAAAGACUGUUCGAAAGCCUUUAACCAAAGUUCAGCUCUUAUUCAACAUCAAAUAACUCAUACUGGAGAGAAACCCUAUAUAUGUAAAGAAUGUGGGAAAGCUUUCACUCUCAGUACAUCCCUUUAUAAACACCUAAGAACACACACUGUGGAGAAAUCCUAUAGAUGUAAGGAAUGUGGUAAAUCCUUCAGCAGAAGGUCAGGCCUUUUUAUACAUCAAAAAAUCCAUGCUGGAGAAAACCCCUAUAAAUAUAAUCCAGGUAGGAAGGCAUCUAGUUGCAACACAUCCCUUCCUGGAUGUCAGAGAAUGAAUUCCAGAAAGAAGUCCUAUUUAUGUAAUGAAUGUGGCAAUACCUUUAAGUCUAGUUCAUCCCUUCGUUAUCAUCAGAGAAUUCACACAGGAGAGAAACCUUUUAAAUGUAGUGAAUGUGGGAGAGCCUUCAGUCAGAGUGCAUCUCUUAUUCAACAUGAAAGAAUUCACACUGGAGAAAAGCCUUAUAGAUGUAAUGAAUGUGGAAAAGGUUUCACUUCUAUUUCACGACUUAACAGACACCGAAUAAUUCAUACUGGUGAGAAGUUUUAUAAUUGUAAUGAAUGUGGUAAAGCCUUAAGUUCCCACUCAACACUUAUCAUUCAUGAAAGAAUUCAUACUGGAGAGAAACCAUGUAAAUGUAAAGUGUGUGGGAAAGCCUUCAGACAAAGUUCAGCUCUCAUUCAACAUCAGAGAAUGCAUACUGGAGAAAGACCCUAUAAAUGUAAUGAGUGUGGGAAAACUUUCAGGUGUAACUCAUCCCUUAGUAAUCAUCAGAGAAUUCACACAGGAGAGAAACCAUAUCGAUGUGAAGAAUGUGGGAUAUCUUUUGGCCAAAGUUCAGCUCUUAUUCAACAUCGAAGGAUUCAUACAGGAGAGAAACCCUUCAAAUGUAAUACAUGUGGGAAAACUUUUAGACAGAGCUCAUCACGUAUUGCCCAUCAGAGAAUUCAUACUGGAGAGAAACCCUAUGAAUGUAAUACAUGUGGGAAACUUUUCAAUCACAGGUCAUCUCUUACUAAUCAUUAUAAAAUUCAUAUUGAAGAGAACCCCUAGAAAGUAGGUUUGCAUGUGUGAAAUUCUGAAACCAAAGCUCAUCAGAAUACAUGAAAGUGAUGUAAUAAAUGUAAUGGAUAUGAAAAGCUAUUCUAUGGUUUAGUCAUCAAAUAAUAAAUUCCAAGGGUAAACCUAUGUAAUAGAUAAUGAGGAAAGUGGAAAUUGUUCAGUCCUAUCAGACACUUUAUAAUAACCUAAAAUGAAGAAUUCCUGACUGGAGACAUUGACUUUGGGCAUUUGUAAAAUAAUUGUUUUCUCUACAGCAUCAUAUGCUGCAUAUCAUAUGUAAUUGUUAUAAACAUCUGGGUGAUGAAGGGAAGUGUGCACUGGAUUUCCUGUUAAACUGUAAACUUAAUACUUUUUAAAAAAUAACUGACAUUGUAAUAGUAUAUAAAAGAUGUGGUCAAAGAAAUUAUACAUUUUUAGAGAAAAGGACCAAAUAAAAGAUUAAAAUGAAUGUAAACUACCUCUCACUUUCUGGGGUUUGUCCUUUUUCUGACUUGAUGGCAAACUUUGUGCAUGGAUUUCAUUUAAAAAUAGAAAUAAAAGUGUUCUCUUCCUUUGUUCUUCUAGUAAUUGCUGUGAAUUGAAAAUUUUCUACCCAAUUUUUAAUUCUGUUCUCAGAAUUAUUUUUUUUGCUCUGAAGUCAUUUAUUAUGAAAUUAUACAUGCUAUAUACUGUGAGCUGUCAUCUUAAGUAUAUUAAAUGGAAAAAUAAGUGAUUUUCAAGUUUAAGGCUAUUAAAUGUAUAUUUAAUAUAUAUUAUACAUAUAUAUUUAAUAACAUAUAUUCUAAAUUCACAACAGAAGGGGCUGUCAAAAGUAGUUU